Messenger RNA from Didymodactylos carnosus, 5955 nucleotides. Lineage: Eukaryota; Metazoa; Rotifera; Eurotatoria; Philodinida; Philodinidae. The record is from the annotation of a GenBank genome assembly.
AUGGUUUACUUUAACUCUCAAAUUAGUGAUUCUAUUGCUCCAUAUCGGAAUGUUAAACGUGUACAGUUUGGCAUAUUAUCUCCUGAUGAAAUAAAACGUAUGUCGGUUACACCGCAGCCGAUAGAACAUCCUGAAUUAAUGGAAGCUGGUCGUCCAAAGGAACGUGGAUUAAUGGAUCCGAGACAGGGACCGGCUGAUCGAAAUUCUAAAUGCAAAACAUGUGCUGGAUCAUAUGUUGAAUGUCCCGGACAUUUUGGCCACCUUGAAUUGGCCAAACCCGUAUUUCAUGUUGCUUUUCUAUCCAAAACAUUAAAAAUAUUACGUUGCGUUUGCUUCUAUUGUUCAAAAUUACUAGUUGAUCCACUUGAUUCAAAAAUACAAGAGAUUUUGAAAAAAACUAAAGGUCAACCAAGAAGAAGAUUAGCGCAUGUGUUUGAUGCAUGUAAAGGUCAAAAACUCUGUAAAGGUUCAGACGAUUCAGAUAGUAUAAAAGAUCCAAAUCGUGAAUUAUCGAUUAAAUACGCUGGCGGUUGUGGGAGACAACAGCCAGCAUAUCGUCGUAGUGGAUUAGAUUUAAAUUGCGAAUGGAAACAAGCACAGGACGAUGCACAAGAAAGAAAAAUGAAGUUGACAGCCGAACGUGUUUUAGCUAUAUUCAAAGCGAUUCCAGAUAGCGUUUGCCAUAUCUUAGGAAUGGAUCCCAAACAUGCACGACCGGAUUGGAUGAUAUUAACCGUAUUGCCCAUACCACCGCUAUGCGUGCGACCCUCUGUAUUAAUAUUUGGUACAGCUCGUUCCCAAGAUGAUUUAACAUAUAAUUUAGCUAACAUCAUCAAAGCAAAUAAUACGUUGAAACGAGAUGAACAACGAGGGGCUGCUUCACAUAUUCUGGAUGAUGAUAUCAAAUUAUUGCAAUAUCAUUGUGCAACACUGAUUGAUAAUGAUAUGCCAGGAAUGCCACAAUCGUGUCAAAAAUCAGGAAGACCGUUAAAAUCACUUAAAGCACGUUUGAAAGGCAAAGAAGGUCGUGUGCGCGGUAAUUUGAUGGGAAAACGUGUAGACUUUAGUGCAAGAACAGUAAUCACACCUGAUCCAAAUUUAGCCAUUGAUCAAGUUGGUGUACCGCGUACAAUUGCACAGAAUUUAACAUUUCCAGAAAUCGUAACACCGUUUAAUUUUGAAUGGUUACAAGAGUUGAUACGUCGUAAUGGCGCCAAAUAUAUUAUCCGUGAUAAUGGCGAUCGUAUUGAUUUGAGAUUUCAUCCAAAACCAAGUGACUUACAUUUACAAUGUGGUUAUAUUGUUGAACGACAUAUGAUGGACGAUGAUCUAGUAGUAUUUAAUCGUCAGCCAACGUUACACAAAAUGUCAAUGAUGUCCCAUCGUGUUAAAGUUUUGCCCUGGUCAACAUUUCGUCUAAAUUUAUCAGUAACAACUCCAUAUAAUGCUGACUUUGAUGGUGAUGAAAUGAAUUUACAUUUACCACAAUCCGUUGAAACAAAAGCUGAAUUAUCACAACUAAUGAUGGUGCCACGUUUAUUAAUCACACCUCAAUCAAAUCGCCCCGUAAUGGGUAUUGUACAGGAUACACUAACAGCCGUUCGAAAAAUGACACGUCGUGAUGUAUUUUUGGAAAAAUCAGAGUUUAUGAAUUUAUUAAUGUUUUUACCAUCUUGGGAUGGACAUGUACCACAAGCAGCGAUUCUAAAACCAAAACCAUUGUGGACUGGUAAACAGUUAUUUUCAUUAAUUAUGCCAUUUCAGAUUAAUUGUGUCCGAACUCAUGUUGCACAUCCCGAUGACGAAGAUCGUGGGCCCUACCAGUGGAUUAGUCCCGGUGAUACAAAAGUUUUAGUGGAAAAUGGGCAACUAUUAAGUGGAAUCUUGUGUAAAAAGACAUUAGGAACAUCGGCUGGUUCAUUGGCUCAUAUUGUUUUUAUGGAAUGUGGACAUGAAACGGCCGGAAAAUUUUAUUGGCACAUUCAAACAGUUGUUAAUAAUUGGUUAAUGUUAGAAGGACAUUCAAUAGGUAUCGCUGAUACAAUUGCUGAUCAGAAAACGUAUGAUGAUAUUCAGGCGUAUAUCAAACGUAGUAAAGUUGAUGUCAAUCAAGUUAUUGAAAAAGCACAUCAAGAUCAAUUGGAAGCAACACCUGGCAAUUCUCUGCGUCAGACCUUUGAAAAUACCGUGAAUCGUAUAUUGAAUGAAGCUCGUGAUAAAACCGGAUCAUCUGCUCAAAAGUCAUUAUCAGAUUUUAAUCAAUUUAAAGCUAUGGUCGUUAGUGGUGCGAAAGGUAGCAAAAUUAACAUAUCACAAGUUAUUGCUUGUGUUGGACAACAAAAUGUUGAAGGCAAACGAAUUCCUUUUGGUUUCAAACAUCGUACAUUACCACACUUCAUUAAAGAUGACUAUGGUCCAGAAGCUAAAGGUUUUGUUGAAAAUUCGUAUUUACAAGGCUUGACACCAGCCGAAUUUUUCUUCCAUGCUAUGGGUGGACGCGAAGGUUUAAUUGAUACCGCCGUUAAAACAGCUGAAACCGGAUAUAUCCAACGUCGAUUAAUUAAAGCUAUGGAAUCUGUUAUGAUUAAAUACGACGGCACCGUUCGAAAUCAAAUCAACCAGCUGAUUCAAUUUACUUAUGGUGAAGAUGGCUUAGCAGCAGAAAAUGUUGAAUUUCAGUCGAUUCAUAUUCUAAAACCAUCGAAUGAUAUAUUUGAACGAAAAUGGAAAUUUGAUACAACAAAUGAACGCCAGUUAAGAAAAUAUUUGAAUGACGAUAUCAUUCGAGAUAUAAAUAGUAAUCAAUCAUUACAGUUGCUAGAUGAUGAAUGGAAACAACUGAAAGACGAUCGUGACCGUUUACGAGAAAUAUUUGCUAAUGGUGAUGCAUCGCGUAUCGUUUUACCGUGUAACAUUGAGCGGUUAAUCUUAAACGCUCAGAAAACAUUUCGUAUCAAUACCCGCCAACAAUCCGAUUUGGCACCAAUGAAGAUCGUUCAAGGACUAAAAGAGUUAACAAAACGUCUGGUUAUUGUUAAAGGUGACGAUCGUUUAUCUCUCGAAGCGCAGCAAAAUGCCACAACAUUAAUGAAUAUUCUGGUGAGAUCAUCACUCUGUUCAAAACGUAUUACAGAAGAACACCGUUUGACAGAAGAAGCGUUCCAAUGGCUUUGUGGUGAAAUUGAAACGAGAUUUCAGCAAGCACAAGUACAACCAGGCAUGUGCGAGAUGGUGGGAGCUCUUGCAGCUCAAUCACUUGGAGAGCCGGCUACUCAAAUGACAUUAAAUACAUUUCAUUACGCUGGUGUCUCAGCUAAAAACGUCACAUUGGGUGUUCCACGUUUAAAAGAAAUUAUCAAUGUUAGUAAAAAGCCGAAAACACCGUCGUUGACUGUCUUUCUUCAUGGCAUGGCGACAAAAGAUGCCGAAAAAUGUAAAGAUGUUUUAUGUCGUUUGGAACAUUGUACACUAAGGAAAGUGACGGCGAACACUGCUAUCUAUUAUGAUCCCGAUCCACAAGAAACAGUGAUUAGUGAAGAUCAAGAUUGGGUAAAUACGUAUUAUGAAAUGCCAGAUCAAGAUAUGUCACGUAUUUCGCCAUGGUUAUUACGUAUUGAACUUGAUCGUAAACGUAUGACAGAUAAAAAAUUAACAAUGGAACAAAUAUCAGAUAAGAUCUCGGCUGGAUUUGGUGAAUGUUUAAAUUGUAUAUUUAAUGACGAUAAUGCUGAAAAAUUAGUGCUACGUAUUAGAACAGUCGACCAACAAAAAACAGAUGAUAGUGACCAAGGACAAAGUACACAAGACGGAGAAGAUACGACAAGAAUGGACGAUGACACUUUCUUACGUUGUUUAGAAGCAAGCAUGUUGUCUGAUUUAACAUUACAAGGUAUUGAAGCAAUUGCAAAAGUUUACAUGUUAUAUCCAACAACGGAUAAUAGUAAAAAACGUAUAAUAAUAUCAGAUGACGGUGAAAUUAAAUCGGUUAGUGAAUGGAUAUUAGAAACAGAUGGAACAUCGUUGAAAAAAGUUUUAUCAACAAAAGAUGUUGACUCAAAACGUUCUUAUACAAAUGAUGUUGUGGAAAUAUUUAGUGUUCUUGGCAUUGAAGCUGUACGAAAAGCAAUUGAACAAGAAAUGAAUCACGUUAUAUCAUUUGAUGGUUCAUAUGUAAAUUAUCGUCAUUUAGCUCUAUUGUGUGACGUCAUGACAACAAAAGGUCAUUUAAUGGCAAUAACUCGUCAUGGAAUUAACAGACAAGAUGUCGGACCGAUUAUGCGUUGUUCGUUUGAAGAAACAGUUGAUGUUUUGAUGGAAGCAGCAGCACAUUCAGAAUGGGAUCCUUUAAAGGGCGUCUCGGAAAAUGUACUAUUAGGACAACUUGCCAAAAUUGGCACUGGAUGUUUUGAUUUAUUAUUAGAUGUUGAGAAAUGUUCUUCAGCGAUGGAAUUACCAGUGAAUGAUAUGAGAGGAACAUCAACGGGAAUGAUGUUGCCUGCAGCCAAGGCGUUUUUUAUGGAACAUAAUAGAAUGGAACAAAUUAAUGGUAGUGCCACACCUUGGGGACAACCAUUAUCUACACCAACAUACGAAGGAACAAUGGGAUGGAGUCCAAGCGGGAUGACACCGAUGGCAGGCGGUUUCAGUCCUUCCGCUAUGUCGGAUAUGACUGGUUUUAGUCCUGCAUAUUCACCUGCAUACUCAGCAGCAGCAAGUCCUGGUGGUGGCAUGAGCCCGGGUAACGGUCCCACAUCUCCGUAUCAAAUGGCCAGUCCAUCGUCACCAUCUUUCAUUCCUCAAUCACCAGUGGAUCCAUUAGGUGUUGGUCCGAGAUCACCUGGACUGGGCUCUGGAUAUAGUCCAAACUCACCAUCUUAUAGUGAGUGUCCGACAAGUCCUCAUUAUAAUUACGCAUCAUUAAAGUCACCACACUAUUCACCCACCUCUCCAUCUACGUACAGCCCAGCAAGUCCUCAUUAUUCACCUACAUCUCCGUCUUAUGGAAAACCCGUUGGCUCAGCAGGUCAUCCAUCUACAUCACCAUUUUACAGUCCGACGUCUCCAUCAUAUAGUCCAACAAGUCCAACAAGUCCAUCUUAUAGUCCUACAUCACCAGGCUACUCACCAAAUCGAAGUUAUUCACCAACGUCGCCGACUUAUUCAGCGGGUCAAUCUCCAUCACAUAAUCCUAAUACAAAUGGAGCAGCGAAUAAUCAGUACUACAGAACGUCGCCAAAAUACUCUCCUGCAGCUAGUCCAAGUUACUCACCUUCUUCGCCAAGUUACAGCCCUAGUAGCCCAGGAUAUUCUCCUAGUAGUCCCGGUUAUUCACCAAGCUAUAAAGUUGGGGGUUCAGUAGGAGGCACAUCGCCUGUUUAUUCACCGACAAGUCCAAGUUAUAGUCCAACAAGUCCUUCAUACAGUCCAACAAGCCCUCGUUAUUCGCCAAAAUACAGUCCUCAAUCACCAAACUAUUCUCCAACUAGUCCCAGUUACAGUCCAACAAGUCCAACAUAUUCUCCUCAGUCGCCAUCUGGACCAUCUACACCGUCAUACUCGCCAACAAGUCCGACAUAUAGUCCUGCUUCACCAUUUACUGGGCAAGGAGAAUCUCCACAAUAUUCAACUAAUUACUCGCCGACAUCACCAAAUUAUAGUCCACAAAGUCCCCAAUAUUCACCAACUUCUCCUGUAUAUAAACAACCGGGAAGUGGUGCAUCUUCAUUAUCGCCACAGAGUCCACAGUAUAGUCCAUCAAGUCCAACAUAUUCCUACUCUCCCACAUCGCCACGUUACACUCCUGGCGGUUACAGUCCUACGAGCAGCCCACGUUACAGUCCAACAAGUCCUCAAUAUUCACCUCAAUCACCAGCCUCUUCAACGAUAUCGUCCUCUUCUUCUAGUCCAAGAACGAUGAAUGACGAUGAAAUUAAUGACAAUGAAUUGAUGGAGUAA